AUGGUCUCAUCCACGGACUCAGGGAUACACGGACAGAGAUUGAGUACGGCUUUCGCUCAGAGAGGCUUAAGAGAUGACCGAGUAGUCAGAUCUCACAGGCAUGCUAUUUCUCCCGCAAUGAGAAUAUUAUCGACAACUCCAUUUCACCAGGCGCCAAUACCAGCCGUAGCGCUGCAGCAGGAAGAAAACAAACAGCAGAAACGUAAUGGUUUGAUCCACGGCCCCAGGAUACACAAACAGCGCCGUGGUGAAGCAGAGUUUGUCCAGACACGCACAAGAGAUAACCGAGUAGCAAGAUUUCACGGAAAUGCUCUUUGCGAGUCUUCCUCGCGAGGAGAUAAUUAUCUCGAACACUCCAUUCCACCACAUGCCGAUACCCGCGGUGGCGCUGCAACACGAAAUAGACGCACGGAAGAAGUACACAGAGAAAACGUACGGGGGACUUGCACGGAAGACUUGCAUGGAGGAAACGCAAUGGUCCCAUCCAAUGGUCCAGCUACCGGCUCAGGGAUCGUAGGACGGCGACGGCGCCACAGUUUGUCCAGAGACGCAAUAGAGACACAACCGAGUAGGCAUGGCCUUUCUUGCAAGGAAAAGAUGAUCAUACACUCCGUUUUAUCACAUGUCAAUUCCAGCGCCAGCGCUGUAGCAAGGAAGGAACGCAGCCGUAUGAUCUACUGGUUCAGGGAUUCAAGGAAGCGACGGCCGUAUGACUUGCUCCAAGAGGUAAAAGACACACGACCGAAAAGAAAUUGUCUUUUUCGCAAUGAGAAGAUCAUCGUACACUCCGCUUUAUCACAUGUCAAUGCUAACGGCGGCGCUGUAGCACGGAAGAUACUCAAUGCCAGCGACGGGGCACAGCACGGAAGACGCUCAAUGCCACCGACGGGGCUACAUUGCGGAGGACACUCAGCGCCAGCGGCGGCUCUUCUGCUUCGAAUCCAUGAGGACAGCAGCGGCAACACGACUUGCCCCAAAACGACAAGAAAUAUACCAGAGCAGGCAGCGGAGGAUUUUCUGGCCUCGUCUCCUGGCCUGUGGAUUCAAGAACAGCGGCGGCGCUAUAGCACGGAGGAUCUACAAUGGUUUCAAUCCCUGGUCUGCAGACAUUGCUCGAUUUGCUCAGAAAUGGUUCAAGAGACGCGACCGACGAUCCAGACUUUACUUAAACACAUGGCCUUCGUCGUAAAGAGAAGAGGAUUCAUGUGGUAUUUCAUCGCAUACGAAGGACAGGGGUGGCGCUGCUGCAAGAAGGAUACAAUGUCCUGGUCCGCAGACUCGGGGAUACGAGGGCAGAAGCGGGACUGCAGCACGAAGGAAGGUAGAUCCACGACAGUACCAUCAUCUUGGCCAAGAGAUACUGCGUGCCUUGCCCGAGAACGUUCGCAGGGUCGCGAAGGACCUUCCAGAUUUUUCAUGCAUGGUCUUUGCCGUAGGAAUACAAUUAUUGUAUACUCCAUUUCAUCACAUGUCAAGGACAGAGGCGGCGUUGUAAGGAAAGAGGUGAUAUUGCAAAAGCCUGUGCAAGUGGAAAUUUACAAUGGCCUCAUCCCUCGCGUUGAAGACAGCUUCAAAGACUUUGGCCGGCUUGCUCAACGAUGGACGAGGGAGGUAUGGCUGACUUUGCAGAUUUUCAGAGCAUUUUCUUCGUCAUGGAGAGGUGAUCAACUUAUACUCCACUUUAUCACAUGUCAACCAUAG
Messenger RNA from Ramularia collo-cygni, 1701 nucleotides. RefSeq lists its product as uncharacterized. The record is from RefSeq and is a predicted model, not a curated record. The transcript has a single exon. The coding region runs from base 1 to 1701 and encodes 566 amino acids. NCBI's taxonomy places the organism in Eukaryota, Fungi, Ascomycota, Dothideomycetes, Mycosphaerellales, Mycosphaerellaceae.